Astyanax mexicanus (Mexican tetra) is the source of this 6460-nucleotide messenger RNA. Its product is annotated as myocardin. NCBI's taxonomy places the organism in Eukaryota, Metazoa, Chordata, Actinopteri, Characiformes, Acestrorhamphidae. The record is from RefSeq and is a predicted model, not a curated record. Gene Ontology annotation, biological process: smooth muscle cell differentiation. The coding region runs from base 430 to 2733 and encodes 767 amino acids. The transcript has 15 exons.
CCCCACACAGUUGGCACAGCCUCCCUGAGAGUGGGGGGUAGAGAGAGAGGGAGAGAGGGAGGACAGGGCAGGACAGAGUUGGGAGAGAAGGAAGAGAGAAACUCUCAACUUCUCCUCUCCAAACACCCACGAUCAGGAAAACUGUGAACAGACUGGAACAGAGAGGAACCUGAAGAGAGCCGGCCUGGCAUGGGAGCCCCUAAACACAGCUGAAUUCCUGCCCGGCUUCUCCUCGUCCUUCAGUUUCUCUCUCUCUCUCUCUCUCUCUCUGGCACUGCCUGACCACCCUCAGCUCCACCGGCCUGAGGGCACCCUGCCUGUUCCUGGCCAUAAAGAAGCAGCAGAAGGAACCAGCAGCCCUCUUACCUGCUCUACAGCAGGACCAACCACCAUCCUUCUCCUGGGCCCACUGUCGUCCGUCUGUCCGUCAUGACCCUGCUGGCCUCCGAGAGGUCGCUGCUCAUCCGCAGCAAAUUUCGCUCAGUUCUGCAGUUGAGGAUACAGAACCGCAGGCAGCAGAAGGAGCUGAAUGCUGACUCUGGUGUGAAGCCCUCUUGCCCUGAUAAAGUAGGGGAGAAGCAGGCCGGUGGUGUAGCGCUCCAGACAGAGGACGGCACCAAUCUGAAGUCGCCCCCUAGUGGUCUGGCUGCUGAAACUGCACAAGACAGAACUAGCGGAGCGGCACAGAGACAAAAGAAGGCCCGUUUAUCUGAGGAUGCUGCUGAGAAGAUCCACAAAGGACCAGCGCGCCUGGAGGUUCUCCAGAAACACAUACUGCCUCUGGACACCACUCCUGUUUCCUUCACCCUGCCUUCAGAUGUCUUCGAAGAUGACGUCUCCUCAUGUUCCUCUGCGUCUCCCGAGCAACUCGGGAUCCACCAAUCCCCUAGCUUCUCCUCCUCACCUGGACUUAGCAGUGACCAAUCACUGAGUGAUGUGUCACCUGUUUCCACGCCCAUCAACCACAGUCCAAGCAGUGUUCAGCAGCAGUGCAGUCUCGCAUUGUUCCCAGCAGCUGAGGGCAUGAGUCAGCCAGUGACCAUGACGGUGGCAGGGUCAAACUCCAUAGCAAUGACUGGGAGGCCCAAAGGGAUGUAUAUGUCCUCCCAGACAACGCCACUGCUGCCAAAGACAGCUCAACCCUUGACCCCGCCCAAUCAUUCCAUCCUGGGUGGGUCUUUGUCCUCGCCCCGCCCACCACGCCCACGCAAAACGCGCGAAUGCAAGCCUAAAAUGAGGAAGCUGAAGUACCACCAGUACAUUCCCCCAGACCAGAGGGGCGGGUCGGGAGGCGGAUCUGGGAAUAACUCUCAAAAGAACAGCACCGGCCAGGCUCAGCCCGUCGACCCUGCCUACUCCCGCCUCCUACAGCAGCAGCAGGUCUUCCUGCAGCUGCAGAUUCUCAACCAGCAGCAGCAGCUCACUGUGGCAACCAGCAGUGAGAACCAGUUAGUGAGCUUUACUGGUGCUGUGCCGCAAAGCUGCCCUCAGCCCAUUCCCCCAGCAACAAACCCCUCCCUCUCAGAAACAAGUCCCAACCACAAGCCGGAACUACUUCCCCCAAACCUUGACGACCUUACGGUGUCCGAACUCCGACAGCAGCUACGCAAACGAGGGCUCCCUGUCUCCGGCACCAAACCCGCCCUCUUGGAGAGACUUCGCCCUUUCCAAAUGCCCCGCCCCCAGCUAACCCCUACCCCUCUUUGCCCAAUGGAGGGCACCCUGGACCCCUCUCAGCCCUCCAUUCUAAGUGUCGCUAAUGUGGAUAUUUCCACCAGCCCCUCCCACAUCUACAUCCAACCUUCAGGACUGCUGGAGCAGGGCUUGGCCGGGGUCGCGUACCUGACCUCCCCUGCUUCUUCCGCGGGCUCCAGCCCAAGCCUGCAGGCCCCCUCACCUCCACUGCCCUCCGGCACCCUCUGGAGGUCAGAGCAGGCAGCGGAGGAGCUGAGUGUGGAGCUGGAGAUGCGGGAGAGGAUACGGACCAGACCCAGAGAGAAAAUACUGGACGCAGUUCCACAGUCAUGUGGAGGUUCCCUACAUCCCUUCCUGCAACAGGACCCAGGAUGCACCAGAGGGAAACCGGACACGGACUGCCAGGAAGUGCUCUUCACGCAGCAGGUCUUCUCCUGUCAGCCGUGUGAGUCUAUUGGCCAGGAUUUUGAGCUCCCUGUCCAAAUCACAGCAAGCCCAUCGCAGGCAUCACCCCCCGCGAGCCGCAGCCUGGAGGAGCUGCUGCAGGAGGCCAUUCAGAAAGUACAGAUGGACCCAAGUGAGUCUAUAGACGACAUUCUGGAGGAUCCUGUUAGCUGCCCUGUUUCAGACGACACCUCCAUUAUUUCAGACGUCCAGUCGUCCAGCGGCUCCGGCUCGUUCCACAGUCCCCCGCCUGACCACUUUCAGCUGAUCCUACGCGCCGCUAAAGACGAGACCACCCUGUCAGCGUCUCCGCUCUGCUCCUCACUACUGCUGGAGCUCCCCCCUUCACCUGUCAGCUCCUCUAACCCUGCCCCUCCUCCGCCUCCACCCAUCUGCACCACCCCACCCCUCAGCGUCUCCUCCAGAAAGAGGAGGUCCGAAGCUCCAGCGUUUGACCCCGCCGACUGGCUGGAGUCCCUGAGUUCCGGCCUGCAGCCCCUCACCCCGCCAGCCGCUCCGUUUCUGGAGAGCGACCUGGAGUCGGACCUGAACAGAGUGCUUGACCUCAUGUGGAGCGGCGGCGAAGGUCGCUAGCCCACGCUAAAGCAACUCAAGAACAUUCUCUGCCAAAAUCUGUUUCAAAGACCCCCAGUGUCACAAUUUUUUUAAAUUCUCUUCUUUACACCACAUUAACCAUUUAAUCAUCCAGGAAUUGUUAAGUGUUUGGUACGGGAGUUAGCUUCUUUAGUUUUGAGUUAGAGCUAACAAGCAUAGGAAACCAAAUAGCCAAUUAGCAUUGUGCUAACUGUCUAAAUGACUAAAUCACUAAGUUCCUCUUUUCAAAUUCUCUCAAAUUCCAAUUUAGAAAACCCAAGGGAUGUCUUUAAGAGUCUUGUAAUGGCAGCUUAGUGGAAGUGGGUUGAGUAUUGAACCCUUAAUCCUGUGAGAUUUAUAGCUAAUCUAUAGCUCUAACAACUGAACCACUCAUAAAAUUGGUUUACCCUAACCUGCUAGCUCCUCUCAUUAACUAUGAUUCCCCAUCAUUGGGGGAUUCACAUGAUGCUAACAGGUACCAGCAAUGGGAGGUUUCAAGCUAGCGCCACUAUGUCUAACAUACUGUAACAUCACUGGGGCUCAACAUGCUUGGAGGAGAACAUUACUACUCAUUCUGUUUUGCAGCUAUAUGGAUGUCCAUGCUGAAGUCUGGCCAUCAUACUGUCAAACCUGCAACCUCUUCGAUGACUGAGCCAAAAGUUAGACAGUAGGCUGUACCACUUUCUACGAAAGCCGCCAGAUAUGUUUAAGCUAUGCUAACAUCAACAUAGUUAAAAAGUAUAUUAGAGAUGACGUAACAUCUACAUAACAAGUAAUUUGAAGAGAUCUUGUGAUUUGAUCAUUCAGAUCUGACCUUAGCACAAUGCUUAUGCUAACUGUUAGUUACAUUCACCUCUUACUAAGAAGCUAGUGGCCCAAUCAGCUAAAGGUUUGAACUAAGUUUGAAUCUGAUGUGUGUUUACCUACCAGACUAAAUCCCAAAUUCUGAAAUUCUAAAAAUCUGGGUCCUGAAUUCCUGGAUUUGAGCUUGAACGUGAGUCACGUUGGCUUCGUAUGAAUAUUUCAAGCCCUGAACGAAAGGGCUGUGCCAGUGCACGUACACACGUGUGUAUGUGUAUGUGUAUAAUUGGAAGCUUGAUGGGUAAUUACCCACCCUUCAGAUGGCAACUCCCUGGAGAGGUGACCCUCCACCCCACACCCCUCCGCUGCUUUCAUUCUUCCAUCCAUCCAUCCAUCUAUCCCUUCCUUCCACUCCCAUCCAUCUCUGUCUACUGAAGUGACCAAACUGACCCUCUGCUCUACGCAACGUCGGGAGAGAGAGAGAAAGAAAGAGAGAAAGAAAGAAGUGAGAGAGAGAGAUGAUUGACAGAUUUAGCUUCUGUUCGCACAGGUUUGCAGCAUGUGUGCACACAUACUAGCAUCAGCCACAGUCUUCUUCCUAUGUAAUAUAUAUAAACGCGUUUUUAUUACUUACUCCCGUGGACGCACGCAAGCACGCCUUCAUCCCGGAGCCAGACGAACCGUCGGCUUCAGGGGAGGGCGAGCGUGAGCGCGGGCACCAGCGGGGGGCUUCACGUGAGCUGGGUGUGUGUGUGUGUGUAUACGCUUUUCCCUGCAUUACUGUUCGUUCGUUUUGCUUGUGUUUGUGUUCACACACCUUUACAGUCACUUUCUGUACCCAACACGUGUCCGCACUUGCACUUGUUUCAGGAACACCCUCAAUCAUUUUAAACCUGGCACCGAGCCAAAAAAGGCCUCGGUUUAGCGUUGGAUCCUCCAGAGACGUGGCGUAUGAAUGGAAGUAUCUUUACAUUGCUUUUCAUUACAUCGCCAGGAGAAACACCUGCUUCCUCAUCUUGGCCGCGAGCCUACAAUUCCCAAAAUGCCUCCCAGCUCCCAGACGAAUCAUUUCAGAGUGGUGUUUGUUGUGUGUUGGGGGGGUCAAAUACCUUGUCAUUUACCAAACAAACCAAACCCUACACAAUUGCCAAUUAUUUGUUGGGUCCUUCUAGCUAGAACGGUGAUCUGCUCCAGUUCCAGAGACCUACAGUUGAAGGUAGAUAGAUCUGUGGAACUAAAGGUACCCAUUUGCCGCUUUUCCACUUAGGGCCAAACUGUUAAUGGUUUCAUGCCAUUGCUGACCCCUUUGCCUUGUUAUGGUUUCUGUUUCCAUUUGUGAUGUUACUUAAUCAGGACCUGGAAGUUCCAGAAAAAAGCAAACUAGCUAGUCAAAUGCUAAAUGGUGAACUCAUCUCACAUCACUAAUGUCCAUUAAAAGGAAUAAGCAAUGACAGCAACAGGGCUCGUCCAACAUUGGUAACGCUGUAAUACCAAUGCAGGCAACAGGGCUUGUCCAAUGUUGCUAUGGUGAUGGCCUUCUCAGUCAUUAUUUCCUCCCACUGAUCUUUUUCUUGGUUACAAAUACAGUUAGCUAACUGUGCUGAGAACCAUCAAAAUUGUUACCAUCUGUGCCCAGAACCUUCGGCUCUACAGUGGAAAAGUAAGUGACUAUAGUCUGUCUCAAGUUACUCCAGUUCCAGGAACCUAUUGGAGAGUUUCAGGUGGCCUUUGUCCCCCAUUACACCUGGAAGGGCUAAAAAAUAGCUGAACCUGUGCCUCAGGGUAGUAAGUAGAAAGGUCCACAGAUCUUCCCAAGCUAUUGUUAGGCAGUUUAUCAAUUGGAACAUCUUACCUGUUGAUGCUCAAGCUUCUCUACAUCCAGAAGCUCUGUAGUCAGAAACUGACCAUGGAGUUAGAGCUAAUGGGUGAUGAUGUGGUGUGGUGUUUGUUGGUUUGGCAAACCAAAUACUGUCCAAACCAAACUCUUCACGACCUAGAGAUGUAUUAGGAUUGGUAGAAAGAAGCUGAAUCUUUGCAGGGUAGCAGGUCUUCAUCUCUUUAGAGAUGCCUAGACUGAGCUAGAGCUAGACUUGUGAACAAAGAAGCUCAGAAACAUCCGCCAUAUUUGAGAGCUUUUGUAGGACUGUAGCUCUGUUGAAAAACCCCCUUGAGAGCCAAUCCGUGGUCAGAAACUGACCACUGAUGAAGGGCUAGAUUUAGAAAAGGAAUUUGUAGGGCUGAACACAAUGCAUUUGCUCAUUGAAAGGGAGGAAACAGCUUCUUUCUUUACAAAAAAACUAAUGUAAAGUCUUUAGAGUAUACUAAGACAUGUAUCUAAGGUAUGGUUUACCAUAUCUCAUUGAUGGUCCUAUUGUGAUCUCUUUUUCCACUCAAUUAUUGAACUAAUGAACAGAUCAGUAUACAUGGUAGAAAAAUGGUAUUCUGGCCACUGACUGUAUGCACUCCAAUGCUCCAUGAAGACACUUCAAAACUCACCCAACAUCAUCCACAGCAGCACCACCUCCACACGUUCUCAGCUGUUGGGACCCAACCCAAUACCCAUAUAGGGUAUUCCACCACCAUUCACCUCCAUUACAUCUCCUCAGUCAUGUAGAAACAGGACGGUGCGUUUGAUAAUCAGCACGCCGUUCAGGAUCAGGGGGCGUAAAGGUGCUGGAGAAUCACAGCACCCCUUUCGCUGGCAGACGGACACGUAAGCUUUAGGACUGAGGGAGGGGAUUCAAUUCCCCGUUUGCAAUAUUCUGUGAGCCAAUGGGAAAGACCAUGGCUUCACAAGCAUCCAAAAUCCAUCGCUGUGUUUAUUUAUCAGUUUAUUUAUUGAUUAAAUUAUCAACUCUGACAACUCACCGUGUAAAAACUGUAAACGUUGACAAAAGAAAAUUAAAGUCUUAACUGAUUUUUCCCA